AUGGCCGAUAUACUCGACCCCCCACCCCACGACACAGAGCCAGAGCCAGAGCCGCCGGGGAUGGACGAUUCGCACUUCCUCGGAUCCAUCUGCGGCAUGGGCAUGGGCAUGGGCAUGGGGAUGGGGAUGGGGGACACCGUCCUCGCACAGCCCGCCCCUGAUGCUGCUCCCCCAGCUCCGGGGGGCCCCACAACAGCCCCGCCCCAGCUCCACAAGCAGCAGCCGCAGCUUGUGCCCUCGCCGCCCAAGAAGAGGGGGCGGCCGCCCAGGAGCAGCGCCAACGCCAACGCCAACGGGGGUUUGGUCGCAACCGCAACCACAACAACCCUCACCCCCGCCGCCGCCAGGCGGGCCGAGGCAAAGGCGGCUAAGAAGCGCAAGGAGGAGGAGGAGGACGAGGUCGUCUGCUUCAUCUGCUUCGACGGGGGCGACCUAGUCGUCUGCGAUCGGAGGGGGUGCCCCAAGGUCUACCAUCCGGCCUGCAUCAAGCGGGACGACUCCUUCUUCACCUCACGCACCAAGUGGAACUGCGGUUGGCACAUAUGCAGCAGCUGUGAAAAGGCGGGGCACUAUAUGUGUUAUACUUGUACAUUCUCUGCCUGCAAAGUAUGCGUCAAACACGGCAAGUUCUUCGCUGUCAGGGGGGCCAAGGGCUUCUGUGAUACAUGCUUUGGGACUAUAUUGUUGAUAGAAACGAAAGAUGAAGGCGAUGAUACAAAGGUUAGGGUUGAUUUCGAUGAUCGAUUCACCUGGGAAUACCUGUUCAAGCUAUAUUGGUCGGAUCUGAAAGGGAAGCUUUCAUUAACAAUGGAAGAACUAACCGGUGCAAAGAGCAGAUGGAGUGCUCCUAUUGCUUAUGCUAGGAAAGAAAAAGAUGAAUCAUCUGAUGACUUAUAUGACGCUAAUUAUGAUGAUGGUGCUGGAAAACGAAGGCGUGCUAACCCUUCAAGGAAAAGGGGUAAAAAACGUCAAAACCCACAGUCUGUUUGUAGCGUUACUGUCGAAGAUGUCAAAGUUGCAACUGGAAAUGCUGAAAAGCUGCCCAAGAAGGAACCAAGUGACGGGGUUUCUUUGCCGCUGAAUACAAAAUGGGCUUCACCAGAGCUACUAGAGUUUGUGGGCCACACGAGAGAUGGUGACCAAUCUUUUAUUUCCCAGUUUGAUGUGCAGGCUCUUUUGCUUGACUAUAUAAAAAAGAAUGACCUCCGUGAUCCUCGGAGGAAAAGUCAAGUUAUUUGUGAUUCAAGACUCCAACGCUUGUUCAAAAAAACACAUGUUGCUCAUUUCGAGAUGUUGAGGCUUUUGGAAAUGCACUGUCCUGUUAGUGAUGCUUCAACGGUAAAUGAUGGCAACCGUGGAGACAUCAAUCUUAAUUCAGCUCAGAUAGAUGCCACUGGAUAUGGUGAAGUGGCAGACAAACUGUAUCCUGAUAGGAAGAAGCGGAUGCAUAGAAAGAUGGAAAGAGAAUCACUGUCUAAUCUCAAUGAUUAUGCAGCAAUUGACAUGCACAAUAUAAGUUUAAUCUAUCUACGCCGUAGCUUGAUGGAAGAUCUUAUUGAUGAUCCCACGUUCUCAGACAAAGUUUCUGGUGGUUUUGUGAGGAUAAAAAUUACCGAUGUUGGACAGAAGCAAGAUAUGUAUCGUCUAGUGAAAGUAGUUGGGACACAUAAGGUUGCAGAAAAAUACAACAUCGGGAAGAAAAAGACAAAUUUUGCACUUGAGAUAUUAAAUCUGAAGAAAAAGGAGAUUAUCACGAUGGAUACAAUAUCAAAUCAAGACUUUACACAGGAGGAAUGCAAACGCUUGAGGCAGAGCAUGAAGUAUGGUCUAAUCGACCGACUAAAAGUGGGAGAUAUUCAAGAUAAAGCGACGAUCUUCCAAUCUGUAAGAGUGAAUGAUUGGUUGGAAAACGAAAAGCAGAGGUUAGGCUAUCUUCGAGACCGUGCAAGCGAAACAGGACGCAAAAAGGAACUUAGAGAGUGUGUGGAAAAGCUGCAGCUUCUCAACAAUUCCGAGGAAAGAGCGCGCAGAAUAAAUGAAGUUCUAGAAGUGCAUAUUGAUUCCCAUAUGAAUCCUGAUUAUGAAUCUUCUGAAGAAAUGGAUGAUAAAAGAGCUGUUGAACAGAGUGGAAGUGGCAAAAGAUCAAAUGGGUUAUUCUCACCAAUCAAAGUGCAAAAUUAUGCGAAAAUAAUGUCUGAUGCUAUCCGUAAUCCCAAAAACCUAUCAAAACAAAGUACAAUACCGAAAUUGGGAGCUGGAAGAAGCUCUAAGAAUUCCCAUUCAACAACCGGUACGGAUAUUCCAAAAUCUGGCACCAACGUAAGCAGCAAGAUGUGUGAAGCUGCACCCGUUUCAUCUCCUGGAGUAACACCAUCUACUGAGUUGGAGCCAGAGAAAGUCUGGCACUACAAGGAUCCAUCUGGAAAUGUUCAGGGCCCAUUUACUCUUUUGCAGCUAUCUAAAUGGACAGCUUACUUCCCACGUGAUCUGAGAGUAUGGCUCAUUUUUGAGAGUGAAGAGAGAUCAUUGUUGCUGACAGAAGUGCUUUCAAAACAACCAAAAGAUUUCGGUCAGGUUCCAUCAGUUAGAAGUAGUAAAACAAAAUUGGCAGGGUCUGGACAACACAGGAACAGCUCAAAUGUGGAUUUGAACAGCACUCCGUCCCCAGCUGGUUAUAGUAGGUUUAAUUCUUCUGAAACGACAGUUCAGUCUACUAAGUAUUCUGUUCCAGAAAGGGUGAGUCCGCUGCACUCUUCAGAUGAAUUGCAACAUGGUGGAGUACAGGGAAGACACUCUGCUGAAUGUAACAACGGCCACAACCGGGGUGAUCGGUGGAGUCCAAGCACGACGCAGACAAGUUGUAGUGGGCAGAAUAAUGUAGAAUCUCAUCGUAAUCAGCAUGCCUCACGGUCACAGGCUCAGCAUAAAAGUAGUUUGCAAGCAGGUUGUGUAAAGGAUUUGGAUUCGAGGCAGGAUUAUUCGCACACUGUACCUACUCAACUAACCAGGAGAGAUGUCCCCAGUCCUGCACUUGCUUUGAGUCCAUCCGAGUCCAGAACCGCUUCAAGCCAACACGAAAGCUCUUGCUUGAGUUCAACCAAUCCGGGCCUGCAUGAUGAACUUCAUUCUUCUAUUACUUCUGAAAAGACUAAGAGCUGUGCUCCUGCAACUUCUGUUGAAGACAGAGGAUCUAGUUCACCGUCUGCCAUGCUGGCCCACUCAGAAAGAGUUCCAGUCUGCAGUCAACAGUCGGUUCCUUCCGCGGCCAUUCCUGAAAUAUGCAAGGUGGGGGAGGAGAUGAAGAAUGAGGAAAAAACACGCGAAACUGAUGCAUCAAAUGUUUCAGUUAAUCAGUCUCCUCAGUCCAAGAUGUUCCCUGAUUCUUCUCCUGACAACCAAGAUAUUGAACGUGAAUACCUUAAUCCAGUGCAGAAAUCCGAGAGUAAGAAGGCUGAUGUGGCACACUCAGAAAAAGUUCCAGUCUGCAGUCCACAGUCAGUUCCUGCCGCAUCCAUUCCUGAAAUAUGUAAGGCCGGGGAGAUCAAGAAUGAGGAGAAAACACGUGAAGCUGACGCAUCAAAUGUUUCAGUCAAUCAGUCUCCUCAGUCCAAGAUGUUCCCUGAUUCUUCUCCUGAUAACCAAGAUAUUGAGCAUGAACGCUCUAAUCCAACGCAGAAAUCUGAGAGUAAGAAGGUUGAUGUGGCCCAGUCAGGGUCAAAAUCAGCAAUACCUGAAACUUUGGAUACUAAGAUACCUGACCACUCUCCAGCUUCUUUUGUUUCGCCGAAAUUUGAUCUCCCAACUGGGGAAGUAGGUGCCACAGAUUCAGUACCUAACCUGGAGAAAACAGAUGUAAGUGGUGAAGAUUUAAAUUCUAAAAAGGAGUGUUACAGUGAGACUAGCCUUGCCAUAAAGGAGAAAGUGAUAGCUGAUCCUGCUCCUAUUGCUAAGUCAAUAGACGCGUCUGAUGUUCCGGAAUCAGCAUGUGAUGUUCCAACUGGGGAAAUACGAGGUGUGGAUAACGUGGAGAAAACAGUUUUGAGUGGUGAUGAUUCAAAUACUCGAAAAGAAUGCUGCAGCAAGAAGACUACUCUUGUCACAAGGGAGAAAUCAGUAGCUGAUCCUGCUUGUGCAGAGUUGAUCAACACGCCCGAUGUUCCGGAAUCAGUAUCUAAUUUGGAGAAGAGAGAUUCCAAGGGUCAAGAUUAUUCAGAUAUUCAAAAGGAAUUGUACAAUGAGUCUAUUCUUGUCACGAGCAAGAAACUGUUAACUGAUUCUGCUUGUGCCGAGUCGACUGACGGGGCUGCUGUUCUGGAAAGAGACUUAAUGGGUGCUGGUUCAAAUAGCCAAAAAGAGCUGUACAGCAAGUCUACUCUUGUCACAAGUGAGAAAAUGGUGGUUGAACCUGCCUCUUGUGCUGAGUCAGUAGGCGUGCCUAAUAUUUUGGGCUCAGCAUCUAACCUGGAGAGAAGAGAUCUAAACGAUGAAGAUCCAAUUGUUCAAAAAGAACUGUUCAGCGAGUCUAUGCUUGUCACAGGUGAUAAAAUGGUGGUUAAACCUGUCUCUCGCGCCGAGUCAGUAGAUGUGUCUACUGUUUUGGAAUCAGUAUCUAACAUGGAGGGAAGAGAUUUAAACGUUGAAGAUUCAAUUGUUCGAAAAGAGCUGUUCACGGAGUCUACUCUGGUCACAAGUGAUAAAAUGGUGGUUGAUCCUGCCUCUUGUGCUGAUGUCUCUGAUGUCCUGGAAUCAGUAUUUAACCUCGAGAAAACAGGUUUGGAAGGUGAACAUCCAAAUAUUCAGAAGGAAUUGUAUGAGGAGUCUGCUCUGGUCACAAGGGAGAACAUGGUGACUGAUCCUGCCUCAGUACAUGUGUCCGAUGUCCUGGAACCAGUAUUUGACUUGGAGAAGACAUAUUUGGGAGGUGAAGGUUCAGAUAUUCAAAAAGAAUUGCAUGAAGGGUCUACUCUUGUUACAAGAGAGUACAUGGCGGUUGAUCCCGUCCCUUGUGCAGAGUCGACAGAUGUGUCUUUAACAGAACAAAAUCGUGGAACUUUGUGCAUGGAUGCGCUAGCAGCAAUAGAGCAAUUCAUGACCGCUUCACCGGAGGAAGAGCCACAGUGCUCUAGCCCCAUUGCGUUAUCCCCAUGGGGUGAAUCUGGUUACUAUCAAGGCGACGCUGUUGAUUCUGGACUAUGGGGUGUCCAAGAUGACACAAUCAAUGAAAUGUGGUCAUUGCUGUCACCGACGCCUACUCCGCAAAAUUUAUCUGGGGUUAAAUCCGAGGCGGAAGGUGGUGCCCAUGUUGUCAACGCGGCAACUGUUGCUCAAGGAGAGUACGACUUUUUCCAAAGAGAUCCAACACCAGGGGUGCAUUGGGGACUGACUGAGCAGGUGAAACCAAAAGCAACUGCUGCAUCAGCAUCACCGAUAGAUGUGAAUGUGAGCACAGGAGCAUUUGGCUGGCAACCAUCAGCCAGUGAGAGAUCAAAUGCUGCAUCAGCAUCACCGAUAGAUGUGAAUGUGAGCACAGGAGCAUUUGGCUGGCAACCAUCAGCUGACGAGAGAUCAAACGCGGGAGCCGCAUGGAGCACUGGCUACAAUCCAAACAUGUACUCAAGCUAUGGAGCAGCAGCAGGAGCAGCAUCCUCUGUUAGAACCUCUCAGCAAGCAGCAGCAGCACCCUCUGUUAGAAGCUCUCAGCAAGCACCAGUGAAGCAGGAAUACACCGAGUUGGAUGCUGCUAAUUUCAGAGGGGCCCUAAGGAAUUUCGGAGCGUCCUUUGGGAACAACACCAAGAGCUGGAACGCGCCCGCUGGCAAUGCCAACCGAGGCAGCCAGCGCCGCGACAGGUACUCUGAGAUAAGCGAGUCUUGGCUCCUUAGCUCGAAUAACAACCCUAGGAGUAGGACAGAUGGAUUUAGCGGUGGCGGAACAUCACAGACGCCCCCGAGGGGGCAUCGGUAG
This is a messenger RNA of Triticum turgidum subsp. durum (durum wheat), 5964 nucleotides long. The record is from the annotation of a GenBank genome assembly. Lineage: Eukaryota; Viridiplantae; Streptophyta; Magnoliopsida; Poales; Poaceae.